Messenger RNA from Aethina tumida (small hive beetle), 1380 nucleotides. RefSeq names its product acidic mammalian chitinase. Gene Ontology annotation, molecular function: chitinase activity; chitin binding. The record is from RefSeq and is a predicted model, not a curated record. NCBI's taxonomy places the organism in Eukaryota, Metazoa, Arthropoda, Insecta, Coleoptera, Nitidulidae. Bases 172 to 1287 code for a protein of 371 amino acids. The transcript has 7 exons. Gene Ontology annotation, cellular component: extracellular region. Gene Ontology annotation, biological process: carbohydrate metabolic process; chitin catabolic process.
UCCGGUACUGCAUGAACGGGGUACUUUACAGUUUUUUUAUACGAUCAAUAAUUUGCUUUUGUUACAAACUCACUUAUUAUCAGAGAGUAAAUCCCAAAUCAGUAUGAUAACACUUUUAUAUACGAAAUUAAUGGGAUUAAUUCGUCAAAAAUUUAUUGUAUAUCCAUAGAAAUGUUUGUUUUCAAUUCGAUCUUCAUUAUUGUUCUGGCUACCUUUCACCAAGUGUCUGCAGUGAAUGUUGUGUGUUAUUUCUCCAGUUCGAAUGGAUACCAGGCUGCGCCACCGGAAAAUCUCGAUGCCAAUUUGUGCACCCACAUAAACUAUGCGUUUGUCAGUCUUCUUGGCAACGGAAGUCUGACGUAUGCAAACGAACCUCUGGAUAUCACAUUAAAUAUGUACGGUAGAGUUGUUGGACUGAAAGAAAACAAUCCUGAUUUGAAGGUCCUCCUGAGUGUUGGUGGUGUUUCCACUUCUAUAUUUGCACAGGUGGCGGCCAACGAAACAAGUAGAAAAGUUUUCGCUCGGAGCGCCAGACAUUUUAUGGAAACAUACAAAUUCGAUGGCAUAGACAUAGAUUGGGAAUUUCCUACAGCCAUCCAUAAGGAAGACUUCACCAGUCUUUUAACUGAUCUUAGAGAUAACUUCGGAAGUGAAUUCUUAAUUACUGCUGCAUUGGCAGCCAUUCCUAAGACUGGCUACGACAUACCAAAACUAUCAGAAAUAUUAGAUUAUAUUAAUGUGAUGAGCUACGAUUUCUACGGAGCGUGGAGCGAAUACACCGGACAAACUUCGGCACUAUUCCCCGCAUCUAUUGAAAGUUCUUACGAGAAAGCUUAUCUCAAUAUAGCUGCGACUGCUAAGAACUGGGUGAAAGGUGGGGCUGCCCCUAACAAACUUAAUGUCGGUGUAGCUUUCUAUGGUCGACAGUUUACGCUUCAGGAUCCCUCUGUUCAUGGUCUUCAUGCCCCCAUAACAGGGGCAGGAACCAGAGUUUCGGCCACAUACUCUCUGAUUUGUCAAAAUUAUGCAAAUUGGACAAGGGUUUGGGACGAAGAACAAAAAAAUCCUUAUAAAUAUCUGAAUGAUCAAUGGAUAGGAUACGAUGACCUCGAAUCUAUUCGAUUAAAGGCUCUCUACAUAUUGAAGAUGGAAUAUGCGGGUAUAAUGAUAUGGCAAAUUGGAUCGGACGAUGUUUUCGGUAAAUGUGGGGAAAAGCAAGGUCUCUUAAGUGUGAUAAACAAACAAGUUAAAAUGUACAAACUCAGAAAAUCCCGCAAACGUUCCUAAAAGCGAAAAACGUCUCAGGCGUUUUUAAAUUAUAUUGAUUCAGAUGCUGGUCACCUGUUGUACUUAAUUUUAAAUUAAAUAAUUUAGCAUUUA